Molecule: messenger RNA, 1608 nt
Organism: Olea europaea var. sylvestris
Lineage: Eukaryota; Viridiplantae; Streptophyta; Magnoliopsida; Lamiales; Oleaceae
Product: polynucleotide 5'-hydroxyl-kinase NOL9-like
Exons: 9
Coding region: 212-1339 (375 amino acids)
Biological process (GO): cleavage in ITS2 between 5.8S rRNA and LSU-rRNA of tricistronic rRNA transcript (SSU-rRNA, 5.8S rRNA, LSU-rRNA)
Cellular component (GO): nucleus
Molecular function (GO): polynucleotide 5'-hydroxyl-kinase activity
Source: RefSeq, a predicted model, not a curated record
AACAAAAACCCUUCCUCUCCUCUGCCAUUCAAUUCAAGUUCGUCUCUCUCAAAACUCAAAAAAGUACAAGACUCUGCUACACACGCCUACAGCGUGGCUGCCCCCACGCCACUGCCACGGAAUAUACAUAUAAAUGUGAUGCCAAGUGUAUGUAUUGAUAUACAACAGGAGAGGAGAAAGGGAAGAAAUAGAAAUCAUUGUUACCGCUAAAAUGGCUGAAACUGAGAAUUCAUCACCCGAAAUAUUCGUUCCUGAAGAAUGGUCUAAUGCAGCGGAAGCCAUAACCAAUAAUUCAGAUUAUUCAAACCCUCCAUCUGUUUUUGUUUGCGGCCCCAAAAACAGCGGCAAAACCACUUUCUCCCGCCACCUCCUCAAUGUCCUACUUCGAAGGUAUAGCAAAGUUGCUUACCUGGAUACUGAUGUUGGGCAGACGGAAUUUACUCCUCCUGGUCUUCUAUCGCUUAUUGUGGUUGACAAAGUAACUCCAGAUUUGACAAUUCCAUGUCUCAAAACCCCCGACAGAUGCUUUUUCUUCGGUGACAUUUCCUCAAAAAGGAACCCAACGGCUUAUUUGACAUGUAUAUUUUCCCUGUAUGAUCACUAUCGAAAGCAACACUGUAUGAAAAGCACGAUUGACAGCCAUGAUAGUGCUGGACUGCCACUUGUCAUAAAUACCCCUGGCUGGGUUAAAGGUAUUGGUUAUGAAAUACUGGUGGACAUGUUGAAGUAUAUUUCUCCUACACAUGUGGUUAAAAUUUGCAUAUCGUCUGAGAUCAAGAACUUACCAGCUGGGGCAUUUUGGUUAGACGAGGGAAAUACUAAUAGAGUUACUGUCAUUGAGAUCAAUUCUGCUCGUCGGGACCAUUUGAAGAGAUCGUUGCUCGUACAAAAAGAUUCUCGUCUUCUGAGAGAUCUACGUGUAAUGGCAUAUUUCAGACAAUGCUUUCCUAGUGAGAUGAAUAUCUCCACAAUUAAGGAACUAGCUCAUGCAUUAGCCGCACACCCUCCAUAUGAAAUUUCUAUAUCUAGUGUCAAAAUGAAACACGUUCAUUGCGAGGUACCAAAGACUGAAACGUUCUACUGCUUGAAUGCGACUAUUGUUGGUCUGGCAGUUAGUUCUGGAGUUUCUGAUGAAUUACCUCAUUGUGUUGGCUUGGGAAUUGUGAGAGGCAUUGACACUUUCAAAGGUUUGCUCUAUGUUAUUACCCCCGUUCCACAGCAGACUCUGGAGAAUGUUGAUCUUUUGCUUCAAGGCUUCAUUUCAAUUCCUACUUGUUUACUGCAGGUUCAAGGCUGUAUUUCCCCUUAUAUGUCAGCAAAUGUUCUAUCUACUAAUUAGGAGCGAAGGCCAGUAGUCGAAGUCCAAGAGUUUUUAUACAGUCUCUUCUACAACUAUCCGAGAUGUUAGCUUCUUCACUUUUGUCACGUUUGACAUUUAUUGCUCUAGACACUCAAUUUACGUAAUUUAUAGAUCGAAAAACAUGUUACAAUGAGUUACUGUACCAACCUAAUUGUUGUUCACGAGUCUUGCGUACUAGACAUGUUAUGGUUGUCCAUGUAUGUGCUUGUGAACAUUAAUUUACCGCAGCAGGUCGAAUUUAACUUUUA